Molecule: messenger RNA, 8065 nt
Organism: Osmia bicornis bicornis
Lineage: Eukaryota; Metazoa; Arthropoda; Insecta; Hymenoptera; Megachilidae
Product: SAM and SH3 domain-containing protein 1-like
Exons: 16
Coding region: 1112-4504 (1130 amino acids)
Molecular function (GO): protein binding
Source: RefSeq, a predicted model, not a curated record
UCGCGUAGCGGUAGUGUUGUGCUUGUGGUGUCGUGUUUCUCGUGUCUCGUCGAGCUCCAAUAACGCUUUUAUCUGUCGCGAUUACAAUGUGAGUUCAGUGAAAAAUAACGUCGAGAUAUUAUCGCUAAAUAUGUUUUCGAGCCGGUGUUAAGCAACAAUCCCCGAACAAAAGUAAAAGCAAGCGAGUUUGUUUCACUACCGGACCGCGUGCUCUCUGCUCCGUGUCGGUCGCUCCUCUUUUAAAGGAUUUUCAAGGUUAAAGCUUUCAUUGCCAGCACGAACGAUCCGUUGCUCUGAUUUUCUUCGUUCUACCAGACGCCAACCGAAGUUUGACAAUGGUUCGACAAAUUUCGCGCGUGAUUCUUUGAAGAAUAUUCCAAUUUCGUUCUACGUCAUCGCUUACCGACCGCGUUUACCGUCGAACGCCGCGGACCGUAGUUCGUAUCAAGGAUUACAGUGUUUGGAGUCGUGACAGGAAUGUUGACGCUCGAAAAGGAGCAAACACAAGACCUUCCGAGUAAGUAAGCAACAGAAACAAAGUGAAUCGUUAAAAGUUUCGCCGUUGUGUAUACAGUGUGAACUAUUCGAUGGCAGUGCGCUAUAUACUUGAAUAGAAAAUAGGAAAUUUAUCCCUCGUUCGGAAUUUCGAUCGAAUGGCAGCAGAUCCGGAGAGGGUGGGGUUCGCGUACGUUGAAUCGUGACACGUGCACAUUCGAACGCGUUUAAAUUGCUCGGUAAAAGAGACGGUAACAGGGACACGGAGUAUUCUCGAUAUAUUUGAAAAAUAAUGAGCGUUGCACGUUGAAGAGCGAACGCGACGACCGGUGGCGUGCAAUCACUUCCGGCAUCGUCUAUCCGUAAGAAGCCGGUUGAUCUCGAGGUGGCGGCCAUUUAACUGGAUAACGCGGUCCGUACCUCGGGAUCAAAUAUUACCACGUGACCGUGUACUCGCGAAAGAUUGAAGCGCAUUCUUUCGAAGAUGUCACGCCGGAGACAGGGCGCUUAAAGGGACAAGGACAGAUCGAGACCGGAUCGGUAGGGGGAAGGGAAGAACACGUGAACGAGUAGAGGGCGCGUUAAAGCCCUCGCGCGUUCACAAAACCGACGAACAAUGACGAUGGCUAGCAACAUAGUGGUCGAGUGGUUACGCUCACUUCAUCUCGGUCAGUACUCCGAGUCCUUUAUCGACAAUGGCUACGACGAUCUUGAGAUUUGCAAACAGAUCGGUGAUCCCGAUUUAGACGCGAUCGGUGUAUUUAAUCAAACGCAUCGGGCCCGGUUGUUGCAAUCGGUGAAAACACUUCGGGAAGAGGGCGCGGCGAGCGUUUACUUCACUUUGGAAGAGAGCAACGAUUGUUUGUGCGACAAUAUUAGUUCGAAAUCGUCUCGAACCUCUUCGGAGAGGCCGUUGAGUGACAAAGAAGCGCAGAGGGCAUCGCCUACCGCUAGUUCGUCGAGCGGGGGACAGGAAUUAACCAAGUUCGCGGACGAAUACGAGGAGGGCAAAGCGGAGCUCGUCAGAAUCCCAAAGAUGCAACUCAGAAUGCUGCUGCAGGAGAAACUUAGGCACGAUGGCAUCAGGUUGGCCUGUCAGCCCUACACAACACCGGAAGGCGAGAGGGGAUACUUGGAGGGGCUCGCUUCAAGGUAUGCAGACCUCUUCAGAACGCAUUACGGAGACGUCCUGGAGCCGCUCGAGGAGCUACGUCGCCGUGAAACAAAUGCUUCCCCCAGAAUGCCCAACACUCAACUCACCACCAGUCAUUCACAGCCCAUUUACGUGCCCGGAAAAUACUCGCCCUCGAGUUGCCUCAGUGAUAAGGAAGAGGAUGAGAUCUAUGGUUUUGGAUACGGGGUGUUUAGCAGACAAAUGCUUCAACAACGACAGCAGAAACUUGCUCUUGCUGCACAAAAUCCUACUCCAUUGACGCCGGGCACACAUCAACAAGCCUAUCAAAGCUGCCUGAGCCCAAGAUCCGCAUACUUCUACGAGUUCCCGCCCAAUGAGCAAGGACAAAGUACAAACAAGAAAAAGACAACAUUUUCGAGACUACUCCGAGGACUAAAGACGCACAGGAAAGAGAAACAAGCGCAAACUCAAGGUUCCCCGAGGCAUGGUCGUGCAAGGAUGGGUGUACCUCAAAGAGUGGAUACACCGGAUAGUGUACUGCAAAGUGGAUUGGGACUAGGACCAGACAUGGGACACACGAUUCUACGUUCCAUGGUGGAUCCACGGGAUUACGACCGAUUACGAUACCUUCAGAUGAACGGUGGACAACCAAACAGUUUCGAGGAAACUAUACACAGGCUGAAAGUUCAAGAGGCACUGAGGAAGAAGGAGCGAUUUCAUAAAGAACACGAAGAGGCUAGUCAGACAGGCAGAAAAAGACAGGAAGAAAUAAAGCGGAGAGUUUCCUUUGAGGCUGCGAGCAAUAUGGAAAUAAAGAUACUAAGGGACAUCCGGCAAGGUUUAAUGCAACUCGGACGGGACGGACGAGGUCACCUCCCUGGAGAUGACACUUAUAUGUAUGACGAAGACGCGCGUUGCGGAGGGAUAGGUCCAGGUCCUGGAGGACAGCACUGGUAUGACGAGCCUCCUUAUGAAUCAGACCCUGAAGAUUUCCUUAUGGGUGCGAGUGGAGGUCCAGUGCCAACUGCAACUAUUCAAAAUGGAAGAGUGUGCUUCACGUUAAAUUUGAGGCCCGAGAAUCGAGGAGAAGGUAUCAUUUCCCUUCGGACUGCCGGGGACAUCAGCCUUCCACGUGAUCGAUCCAGAAAAGGGGCAACUUCGACGAUGCGAGGACUUAUUGUACCACAAGGUCACAAUAACCCACCGACUAUCAUACCGCUUACACAUUCUAGAGCCUCUCGAGAAAGCGGGGAUUACGCUAGCAGUGAUGUCCAGAGCCGGAGUAGCGGCGAGGAAGGACUAUCACCAAGCCAAAGCAGCGACUACGAGGAACAAGAAGAGCUUGAGAAUCAACAUUCGGCCGCCGUACACACAGUACGUGUCAUAUACAAGUUCUCCUUUCACGAGUGUCUUCCUUUCUCUCUAGUUCAGUCGGAAGCUAGCGCUCUACUCGAGGGCGAAAAUAGGGCGGGAAUUGCAGGCAGGGCAAGAAACUUGAGGCACGAUGUGCAACGCAAGAUUUCGAGGCUCCGCCAGGAUCGCACCUCCUCAGAGGCGUUUCCAUGUAGCGCCAGCAGCGUCGAGAGCCUCCCCAGCGGCAGUGGUUCUAGCACACAAGCACUUGUGCGUGCGGGAAGCAAUCACAGUUCGAUAUCUUGCGAAGAUAGGGAUGCUGUCAGUCCGAGCUCCAUUGGUCCUGUGCUAUGCAGAGCUAGAGCUCUGGUGGAUUAUACGCCUAGUCCUUACGAUAAGGAAGCGUUGAAAUUCAAGAAGGGAGACAUCAUCGACGUGGUGCAAAUGAACAAAAGCGGUCUGUGGAAGGGUGUCUUGCACAACAGGAUAGGCCACUUCAAGUUCAUAAACGUCGAGAUACUGAACGACAGAGUUCCAAGGCGCGGUGAACCCGAAGGGCGGGGAAAGUGGGGCCAGAGAUACAGGCAGAAGCCUGGUUCCGUUCAAGAGCUCUUGCAGAGAAUGAAUCUUCAGGAACACAUUCCUGUUUUCGUAUUGAACGGGUACGAAGAUCUCGAGCUCUUCAGGGAAAUAGAGCCCUCGGAUCUUGAUUAUCUGCGCAUACAUCAGCCGGAACAUCGUGCCAAGAUACUCACCGCUGUGCAACUAUUACAUGAUCUUCAAUCCGGAAGCGAGGGAGACUUAGCGUCAAGCUCGGAGGGCGACGAGGUGAAUCGACUGGUGUUAACAUCUGGCCAGACAUCCGGCCAUUGUUCACCGUUUAAUCGUCGCCAGUUCCCACGGGAUUCUGGAUGUUACGACGCCCACAAGAAUCUCACUGGUCGACGGACCGUGAGCCCAGAAUCUUCAACGGCCACCAAACUGUCCAGGGAGAACAACCUGGACGUAGCGGCGCCGGCGAAAAACGUGACCGGUGUCAACACCGAUGGUAGCCAAGGUUCCGAUAACAAAGACGACUUCCAUCCGAACAUACCCAUCAGUUACAACGUCGUUCCCGGUCAGAAGGAAGGUCAAUUCGACAAAUCGCCGUUGCUCCGCGGAGGGAACGUUCGGUUCAUCGCGAAGAGGGGCAACUUUGGCGAGACAGUGGUGAUCGAGGAUACUUGUGAAAGCGGACAAAAGGUCGGCGGUAUGGUAAAGUACGUAGUUGGAAGUAACGACCUUGGCCUCGAAGGUACCGGCACGGUAACCGGUCUCGGUCAGAGAAGUUGCCUCAGCGAGAAAUCCAGCGAUUCCGGUGUCAGUUCAUCGAGUAUCAGCUCGGCGCCUCCGCUAAGAGACAAAGUUCUUGCGAACGUCGCCUCGGAUUCACCUGCUAAGAACUUUGGUAAUUUCACCAAGGCGUCGCCGACCUCUCAGCCAGCUAAUAAGAGUCAGAGCAGCGAUGCUAGUUACCAGUGAGAAACAAUAUCAGUGACGUGCUUAACGAAAUUCAGGAAAAUCUCGGCAACCCUUACCUUUGCGUUCCAUCCUCUUUUCGUUAUUCUUCUACUUUGAUCGUAAGUAUCUUGAAUUUUCUUUUGAUCCUUCGACACCGAGUCCGGUUGGACUGACGAUGGGUUAGGUGUUUCGUACCAGGACAACGAUCGAAAUUCUUUGCAGCAAUGGGUAACGUAGGAUAUCAUUCAGGAACCAAGUAAAACGAAAGCAAUAAACAUUUAUGAAUUAAUUAAACUUGGUAUUUUUGCAGUAAUUAAUAUUCGUGCUUGAAUGUAUGAAAUGUUCCAAAUUGUGAAUACUUUGUAGACAGAAUGUAAGAUUGCUUUUGUUUAUCGUUUCAUCAGAUGCAAGAAAAAGAAUGGCAUCUUAAAGUACGUGGAAUCAAAAGGAAUAUAACGAGGUGCCUUGCCAUCCUUUGUUGCCUUAACGAUUCUUUCUCCUCGUUAGUCUAUAACCAAAAGUAUGCUGCUACCUGUUCUUUAGCGAGAAUUCCAACUUCAUUUCUCUCAUCUGAAAUCGGUCUUGUACUUCAUUAUUCUUGUCCUGAAUUUUUUACGAAUCGCGGUAAAAGAGGUACAAAGAAAAAGAAUAAAAAUUUUUUUUGUUUUCUUUUUUUGAGCAGUUUUAACGAGGAUGUAAGCAAAGUUUCUCGACUUUUGUACUGUGUACGAAUUGAAAGAAUUCCAUUGAAGAGAAAAAAGGAAUAUGUAAAUCACGGUCAUUUCAUGAUCUCGUCUAUCGUUUUCAACGCUCGUGUAAUUAAUGAUAAUAAUAAUAUGUGAUAAGGUAGUAUAUACGCCUGCAUAACGUGUAAAUAGAUUAACAAUUAACGAAAAUACAAUCACGUUCGUGGUUUAUUGCAAAAGACGUUUAACGAAAAUAAUUGGGGAAAAAAGACUCGUUGAACCGUCAAUUUAAUUUGAUACAAGACUUGAUCAGCUGUUCGAUCGUUCUCCAAGAUGGCUGAUUUUUAGACCAGUAAUUCGUAGACUAAAGACUGCCAACGCUAUUGAUACUUUUCUCUUGACGAGGAGAAAUAAUUCAUUUUUUUACUCUUGUAUGUUUUUGCUACGUUUAGCUCUAAUUUACUCCGAUAAUACGAGAGGGAUUUAUGUGGCGAACGAUUUAGUUAAGUCGUAGAUUGCAUAUAAAUAAAUAGAUAUGUAUAAUGGAGAAGUAAAAAAAUGAUACGUGUUCGAAGUCCGUAAAAAUAAAUGAUGUAGAUAUUCAAUUGAUUAGGUAUUAAAAUUAAAAGCAAUUAAUUUGAGUGACAUCGAGACCAUGCAAUAAUUAUUCUAUUUCUUAUUAAUUUCAAAUCAUAGACACCACUCUUUAACUUUCGGACGGCGGACCAUGGAGAGAGUCCCAAUUUUAAUUUUUUUAAAUUAGCAUCGUAGGCGAAUUUACCACCCUUCUGUGAACGUAUACAAUUUUUUCCAAAAUUGUAGAAAAUAAUAAUUUGCCCCGUCCGAAAGUCAAGUCAAGUUAGAUCUUCCUCCCCUAAUCUCACCUGCUCCACCUGAGACAUAGCCAAGAAAAAUAAUAAAAAUCCUUAUGCACUCAACAAGAAUCGCUUUUCUCCUUCUUUUUUUUUCACAUAAAUAUUUAAUAUUGUUAGUACACAAUCGACAAUCCCCAUCAUCGAUGCAACUUAGUUCUUCGACAUGAUGGUUACCUGUACAUGUGUAUAUUGAAACCAUACCGGAUGAAACGUUGAAAGUUACAAAGUUUUCGUAUGUAUAUACAGCACUCAUAGAAACAUAACGAUGUUUUAUAUUGACCCAAUCUUUGCCAAAACUUUAGACUAUAAAUAUAUAUAUAUAUAUAAAUAUAAAUAUGUUAUAUAUCAAAUCGUUGGAUCUUAUGUACAUCUUUUGUAUAGUGUAAAAUGAUGGACGAAUAAUGGAUUGAACGAGAUCAGAAAUGAAACAGAUUAAAGACUUACAUGUACCAUGGAUACGAUUAUCAAAAUCUCUAUAUAUCUCAAUACUGUAAAUAAAAUAUACGUAAAAAUGUUUAAGAAACAAUUUGAUUAUUAUGGAGGACAGCCGGAGACUGACAAGUAAAUGUUAGAGAUCUUAUAGAAUUUAACAUGCAUGUUUAUCUUCUUCAUUACUAUCAAUUUACAAGUAGUUUCACAACCGACGAAUAAAGUAUUGAUUAUAUAUAGAAAUUUUAUAGAAGUGUAAAAAGAAAAAAAAAAGAAGUUUCAUCCAUGAUUUUCAGUUGAAAUAAUUUUGAACAUGCUGCUUUUAUAAUAAUGGUUCUUUUAUUAGAUUGACAGCUGAAUUUGCAAUCUUUUUAUGCAUUUUAUUUAAAAAUUUUAUUGCAACGGGAUCAAAAAAUUACUGCAAGGAUUCUAUAAUUGUCAAUUUAGUUGCCAAUCUAAUAUUAUAAAGGGUGUUAACAGAUUGUUAAUUAAUAAAGGGUUAAUAGUACUCAUACAUACAAAUAGAAAUCUUUUAACAUCGUUAAAUAAGAAAAUGGCAAAUUUUUAUUUUUGAAUUUUCAAGAAUUCUAUUAGCUUGAAAUUUUCAUUUUAAUUACCCCUUGUACGACUAAUGCUGGAUCAAUUAAGACUUAGCCUUACAUAUGUCUUACAUGACACUAUAAUAAUGAAAAAAGAAACAAUAGAUAAUAAAAUAAAUGCCUGAAGAUGUGUACAAAAGAAAAUUUGAUUAAUAAGUCAUGUUUGACCCAGCACCCACCGUACUAAUUAAUAAUUCAUUAACACCCCAUGUACCUAAUUCAAUUUUUCAGUUUUACGUUGCAAUUAAACGGGUUAUCGAAAAGUUUGACACGUUUCUUUGCAAAGUACAUUCGCGAGAUGAAAUGUUUAUUACUUCAUAAACACGAAUUACUAUAAUGGUAUAGUUUAUCCGUUCCAUUGAGAGAAAUAUUAUGCGUAGAGAUUGAAUCAAGAGAAAGAAGAUUGAAAAUUAAGAGGGAGCGAAUGAAGAUAUUAAUUAGUAAGGAAUUUUGUGGUGAGAAUACGAAUAGACGCAAUACAAAUGAUCGUAUUAGUUGAAGCAUAUAGCGUUUAAUGUAAAAAAAAAAUAAUAAUAAAAAAAAAGAUCAAAUUCAUUUAUGAGAGUAGGUACAGUGAAUCAUAAUCGAAAUAAGUAAUUUGAGGAAAAAAAGACGUCUGAUGGUAAAGAGGUUUAUUAAAUAUGUAUGCCCGCGCGUGGGAAAUGGACGAUCCGUUUACCGGAAGUGGCCAUCUCGAGGAGAAGUACGAAGGCGUCUGAAUCGCUGAUAGUGAAAAUACAAAAUAUAAAAAAAUGAUUAAGCGUUUACUUAGCGGUCUAGUCCAUUUUUUCUUGCAAAGUUUAAUGCGAUACAUAAUUGUAAAUAAAAAAAAGUAAGGGGAUAAUAAUAAAACAAAAUAAUAACAGGACUAGAAGAUAUGCAAUCGCGUCAACGUGAGUUGCUAAAACCUUUUUAUAAACUGAUUUUGUAUUUAUUAAUUAAUUGCGGUUUUUUAUAGAGGUAACGAAUCCGUAAUUCUUAUCGCCUCUCAGU